AUGAAGUCCUCUGCAAAAGAAUGGGUUGAAUGUUGCCCCAUCUGCCAAUCCAACCGUUGCGCCCACAAACCAGUGAUAGCUUUAAAACCCUUAGAAGUCCCCCCUUUCCCAUUCCAUACAAUUUCCUACAACUUCAUCACAGGUUUUCCCAGAUCAGAUGGACAUGACGCAAUAUUGGUAGUCAUAGACUUGUUUUCAAAAUUUGGGCACUUCAUCCCAACUACCAAAAAGGUGUUGGCCAAGGGCCUAGCAAAUCUCUUUGUUACCCAUGUUUGGAAACUCCACAGCCUCCCGGUAAAAACUAUAUCAGAUCAAGGGACCACGUUUACCGGAAAGUUCCUCAGGGCCUUGUACCAGCAAUUGGGGAUCCAACCAUCCUUCUCUUUGGCCUACCACCCCAAGUCAGACAGACAAACCAAACAGGUUAACCAAUUCAUUGAGUUUUACCUCCAAUCUUAUGUAGCAGCGGAUCACUCAGAUUGGGUAAAAUGGUUACCCCUUGCAGAGUAUGCAUACAACAACGCCAAGCACGCUGCCACGGGUAAAACCCCAUUCAAACUAGUCUAUGGAAGGAACCCUGUGAUGAGUCCGUUGACUGUGCCAGCCAACGUACCAGAAGCAGACCUUGUAGCUGAUACCCUUGCACGGGAGUGGAAAGAAGCAGAGUUGGCGCUCAGAAUGACCAAAGAACGCAUGGCAGGGACAAAAGGGGUAAUACCGGAAUACUCUGUAGGCAAGAAGGUCUGGCUGGACGGAAAGAAUGUGGAACUAAGAACAAAUUCCAACAAACUAGACCCCAAACAACUGGGACCGUUCAAAGUCACAGAAAAGAUUUCCAGUCAUGCCUAUUGUCUAAAAUUACCGGAAACUCUGAAAAUCCAUGACGUGUUCUAUGUAGGACUGUUAUCCAAGGCUCAUGAAUCCCCAAGUCAACCAUUUCCAAACCAACCCCCUCCUGAAACAAUAGAAGGAGAAGAAGAGUAUGAGGUUGAACAAAUCAUCAACUCCAAGAGACAACAGGGAAAAUGGUUCUACUUGAUCAAAUGGAAAGGUUACAGACCCAAAGAUAAUUCAUGGGAACCUAAGGAACUGCUGGAACAUAGUCAGGAGGAGAUCCAAUGCUUCAACAAGUUGCAACUGAAAAAGGCUUGUGACUCCGCCAAGAGCCUUUAA
Molecule: messenger RNA, 1173 nt
Organism: Rhizoctonia solani
Lineage: Eukaryota; Fungi; Basidiomycota; Agaricomycetes; Cantharellales; Ceratobasidiaceae
Product: Retrotransposable element Tf2 protein
Exons: 1
Coding region: 1-1173 (390 amino acids)
Biological process (GO): DNA integration
Molecular function (GO): nucleic acid binding
Source: RefSeq, a predicted model, not a curated record